GUCUCGGCUCAGGAGUCACGACAAGCCUGGACAACAAGCUUGCAUCUUGCACAACACCGCGCCGUGUCCGAGGCGGCGCCAACCAGUCGCGGUCUCCUUGACCUUGUACAAUUACUGUUUAACUUUUCGCCUACGUUUGUCCUUUCCUCCCGUGCGGCAGCCGUUCCGCGCAGGCGCCCAUCUUUACGUACAACCCGCGGCGACAAAAGUGCCUGCCCGCCGCGAGCCUUUUUUUUUUUUUCGUUUUCUCUCCUUCGCUGGCCCACGUGAGGAGCGCCGACGCGGACGUUUCCGGGUACCGUAACCCGCACAGCAUAGCGGGGGAACCCCUGAAAAGCCGCCCACCGGGGGCACUACGUUGCUACGGAGCGUCGGCCUGCGCCCACGCGCGCGCUGAUCGGGCCCGUCUGACGCCAAUGGCCACUCCUAGAUGCCUGAUGCGGCAACUGGCUGGCAGCUGGCGCGAGGCGCGGUGGAGCCGAGCCUUGAACUUGGUCCGAAGCAACACGGCGCGGCAGCAGCGCGAGCCCGUUGCUGCGGCGCCGGGUUCCGUGGCCUGCGGCCGUGGGCCGGUCUUGACGUGGACGUCGCAGCGACGACAUUUGUCGACGACGGCCACGGAUGCUGCGACUUGCCGCAGUGCGCGAUUGGCGAGCCGGGGUCGAGGAACGGGGCUUCUGCGUGGCGCUCACACGGCCCGUCCAGGCUGCGUUGGGUUGUGGUCCGGCUCCCCUCUCUUGCAAACACACUCUCGGUUCUGCUCAGCCCACGCUCGAGCACGGAAUCUAGACAAGAUGGCCGACCGCGAUAUCCUUCCCGACAAUGUCAAGCCCGUCCAUUACAGCGUCUCGCUGCGGGACCUCGAGUUUAAGAACUGGACCUACAAGGGCACCGUGACCAUCGACUCUGAGAUUGUCAAGCCUACCAAGGAGAUCACUCUCAACACCCUCGAGCUCAAGCUGUCGCACGCCAAGAUCACCGUUGACCAUACCAAGUCGUCCCACACCAUCGAGUCCUCCAACAUUAACUACGAUGAGCGGGCGCAGCGAGCCACUAUUACAUUCGACCAGGAGCUGCCCGUUUCCAAGAAAGCUACGGUCGCCAUCGAGUUCGAGGGCAUCAUGAACAACGAAAUGGCCGGCUUCUAUCGCAGCAAGUACAAGCCCGUCGCCACGCCCGCCAAGUCGGUUCCCCGCGAUGACGAGUGGCAUUACAUGUUCAGCACCCAGUUCGAGUCGUGCGACGCCCGCCGUGCUUUCCCUUGCUUCGACGAGCCCAACCUCAAGGCCACCUUUGACUUUGAGAUUGAGGUCCCCGCCGACCAGGUUGCACUCAGCAACAUGCCCGUCAAGGAGACCAAGCCCACCAAGGACGGCUGGAACCUGGUCUCGUUUGAGAGGACGCCCAUCAUGAGCACCUACCUCCUUGCCUGGGCCGUGGGUGACUUUGAAUAUGUAGAGGCUCACACGGAGCGACGAUACAACGGCAAGCAGCUGCCCGUCCGCGUCUACACCACCCGUGGCCUCAAGGAACAGGGUCGCUGGGCCCUCGAGCACGCCCACAAGAUCAUCGACUUCUUCUCAGAGAUCUUCGACAUUGACUACCCCCUCCCCAAGUCCGACCUGAUUGCCGUCCACGAGUUUACGCACGGUGCCAUGGAGAAUUGGGGCCUCGUCACCUACCGCACCACCCAGGUCCUCUUCGACGAGAAGACGUCCGAUGCUCGCUACAAGAACGCCGUUGCCUACGUCGUCGCCCACGAGUUGGCUCACCAGUGGUUUGGCAACCUGGUCACCAUGGACUGGUGGGAUGAGCUCUGGCUCAACGAGGGCUUCGCCACCUGGGUCGGCUGGUACGCCAUCGACCACCUGCACCCUGACUGGGAAGUCUGGGCCCAGUUCGUCAACGAGGGCAUGGAGGCGGCGUUCCACCUCGAUGCCAUCCGCGCCAGCCACCCGAUUCACGUCCCGGUCCGCGAUGCUCUCGACGUGAACCAGAUCUUCGACUCUAUCAGCUACCUCAAGGGCUGCUCGGCCAUUCGUAUGCUGGCCAAUCACCUGGGCGUCAAGACCUUCCUCAAGGGCGUGUCCAACUACCUCAAGGCUCACGCCUAUGGCAACGCCAAGACCAAGGCCCUCUGGGAUGCCUUGUCGCAGGCAUCGGGCAAGGACGUGAAUGCUCUCAUGGGCCCCUGGAUCAGCAAGAUUGGCCACCCCGUCUUGACUGUCGCCGAGGAGCCUGGGCAGAUCUCCAUCAAGCAGUCCCGAUUCCUGUUGACCGGCGACGUCAAGCCCGAGGACGACACCACCACCUGGUGGGUGCCUCUCGGACUCGAGGGCAAGAAGGGUCAGGCAGGCGCCGCCGAUCUCUCGCUGACGCAAAAGGGCGAGACAAUUCGUGAGAUUGACGAUGACUUCUACAAGCUCAACAGCGGCGCCACCGGCUUCUAUCGCGUCAAUUACCCACCCGCGCGUCUGGCUAAGCUAAGCACUCAGCUCGACAAGCUCGGCACCGAGGAUAAGAUUGCCAUCAUCGGCUCUACCGCCGACCUCGCUUUCUCUGGCGAUGGCACGACGGCCUCGUUGCUGACAUUCCUUGAGGGCUUCCAUAACGAGACGCACCCCCUGGUGUGGACACAGGUACUCGAUACCAUCUCGAGUGUCAAGGGCGUCUUCUCCGAAGACAAGGAGAUCAAGAAGGGCUUGGAGAACUUUGCUUUGAAGCUUAUUGCCAACAAGAUCAAGGAGAUUGGUUGGGAGUUCCCUCAGGGUGAGGGCUACCUUGCGGGUCUCCUGCGCAAGCAGCUCAUUGGUGUUGCUGCUUCCUGCGGCCAUGACGAGACCAUCCAAGAGGCGCUCAGACGCUUCAACUCGUGGGCACAGAACCCCGAGACGAACCCCAUCCAUCCUUCGCUGAGAGUACCUGUCUGGCGCAACGCCGUCCUCAAGGACCCGGCCCGAGCCAUUGAUAUACUCAAGAAAGAGUGGUUCAACACCAAGUCCAUUGAUGGCAAGCUCAUCUGCCUCCUGGCUUUGGGGGCUACCGAAGACGAAGACCUUCUUCGCAAGGCCAUUGUGCCCUUCAACUUCAACACCUCGCCCCCCGACAACGCCGUACCCGCGGCCGACAUGCACGUCCUCUGCCUCCACCUUGCCGACAAUCCCACUGGCCGUGCCGUGCAGUGGGAGUUCAUGAAGAACAACUGGGAUGCCUGCCUGGCCAAGCUCGGGAACCCGAUCGUGCUUGACCGCUUCGUCCGUCUCAGCCUGGGUAGCUUCACCAACGCCGGCAUCCUUGACGAGAUAGACGCCUUCUUUAAGGAUAAGGACACGAGCAGCUUUAACCGCACCCUUGGCACCGUCAAGGACAAGAUCCGCGGCCGCGCCGCCUACAAGCAGCGCGACUCGGCAGCCCUGAAGGAGUGGCUCAGCGCCAACAAGUACCUGUGAGGCGUGUGACUGGCGGAGUCAAUGUAGAGUAUGAUGCGGGAGUGCUGGCGCAUAGAUGAAGUCAUGAUAUCAGUCGGCUGGUGGCCGAACAAUGAAGAAAACAUCUACACGAGACCCUCAGGCAGAGUUCAUGCGUGUUGGUGAAGCCAGUGAUGUAGGCACCAAGCUAACGAGGACGGUAGGGACAGGGCGAUUAGGAGCGAUAGUGUGACGAGCGAUGACUUUUACAGAGACAUGCGCGGGACAAUCAGUGUUUUGGUUUUUGGGUUCUGGCAGCUACUGGUAAACCGAGAAGGAGACAUUAUCUGCUCAUCCGCCAAAUCGGGGUUAUAAGACGUAAGUGAGUGGCUCAAAAGACCAGCUAUUGGGUAUGUACAGGCAAAUUAUAAACAAUCAACGGGGCUUGUAGCGCAAGAC
This is a messenger RNA of Purpureocillium takamizusanense, 3866 nucleotides long. RefSeq lists its product as uncharacterized. The transcript is spliced from 4 exons. Gene Ontology annotation, cellular component: cytoplasm. The record is from RefSeq and is a predicted model, not a curated record. Gene Ontology annotation, molecular function: metalloaminopeptidase activity; zinc ion binding; peptide binding. Lineage: Eukaryota; Fungi; Ascomycota; Sordariomycetes; Hypocreales; Ophiocordycipitaceae. Gene Ontology annotation, biological process: peptide catabolic process; proteolysis. The coding region runs from base 417 to 3449 and encodes 1010 amino acids.